Acanthoscelides obtectus is the source of this 1765-nucleotide messenger RNA. NCBI's taxonomy places the organism in Eukaryota, Metazoa, Arthropoda, Insecta, Coleoptera, Chrysomelidae. The record is from the annotation of a GenBank genome assembly.
AUGGAUAUUACGAUAUUGUUAGCAUUAGCUUCCGCUAUAGGUCUCGUAAUAAUUUGCCUAGCUGUAUAUUUAAAAUUAGGCAAAAAUGAAAAAGCUCCUGAAAGACCAAGGCCAGUUGCUAAUAGGGUGAGAGAUGGGGCCCCUAGAAGGGCUCAAAUGCUCAGGAAUCGAGGUGCUAGACAGAGGGUCAAUGUCGCUGUAGAUGUGGCUGACCAGCAAGAAGUUCAUGCUGAAGAAGCAGAACAGGAUGUUGAUAAUGAUACUGUCGAUGUGGCAGAGGGAAAAAUUGGGGCUAAGAAAAGGGCAAAGUUGGAGGCCAAGGCAGAGAAAAAGGCAGCAAGAGAGGCUGAAGAGCAAUUGAGGGCUGAGAAGAAAAAGAGGCAAGAAUUGGCUGAGAAUGAGAGAAGGCAGGCAGACGAGAAGGAGAAGCUAGAAGAGAAGAUGAGGGAAGAAGCUGAAAAGAAAGCUAAGGAGGAGCAAGAGCGCAAGGAAUAUGAAGAAUACCUGAAGAUGAAAGAAGCAUUUUCCAUAGAAGAAGAAGGCUAUGAAGAAGGAGAGCAAGAAGAAGAACAGAACCUUCUUCAAAAAUUCGUUGAAUACAUAAAAAAUAACAAAGUGGUAGUUAUAGAAGACUUGGCAGCUCACUUCAAGUUGAAGACACAAGCUGCUAUUGACAGGAUAAAAGACCUGCAGAAAGAUGAUAUACUGACUGGAGUUAUAGAUGACAGAGGGAAAUUUAUAUACGUUUGUCCUGAAGAAAUGGAGGCAGUUGCAAAGUUCAUCAGACAGAGGGGGAGAGUUUCAAUCAGUGAGCUGGUUGAAAAUAGCAACAAAUUGAUAAAUUUGAUGCCUAGUACAACUUAAAAAUAGAAUGCUGUGAUGAAAGUAAAAAAAAAAAAUUCGAGUGAUUAUUUUGGAAAAUAUUUAUCACAAAAAUAUAAGCUGGAUGAAAUAUUUAUAAUUAUCAUUCAAAGCAUGGACUCAACAAAUAAUGCCAUAUUCAGUUCAUUUUUUGUUUGGAAAGAUUUCCAUAUUUUCUGGAAGCCCUUUGAUCCAUGAUUGUAGAUACUAAUAUCUUGUAUAUAUUAUAAAAUUUUACAAAUACAAAAUAUUUGUUUCAGAUCAGAUGUUUCGAUUGUUUUCGUGAAUGGUUCAAAAAUGUCUUCUUGGAAAAUACUAAUUUUGUUUAUAUUGUAUUGUCAAACACCUUUCGCACUUAAUUCUACAUUCUAGUCCGAUAAUUUUUUUUACGCAAGAGGCAAAAUUCUGCACAGUUAUACGCCAAUUUUUGUUUGAAAUAUGUUCCUCAAAAACAGGAUAAAAACGUAAUUAAUUUUGCCAGAAAUAUAUAUGUGAACUCAGUUUAUAAUGACAUUUUUACGCGAAUUUGUAUGUUUUGGUGUUUUUGGAUUAAUAAAGAACAUAUUUCAGACACAAAAACUGACCCACUGGCUGGUAGGCCUUAGGAGUAGGGUUUUAAGUAAAAUAAGGUAUAGAAAAAUAUACUUUUAUUUGCGUUUUUUCUAACUCACAACAUCAUGUAUUUUCUUAUGUUUUUUCAGACCAUUCGAAUCGUAAAAACCUAAACUACAUAUAUCACAUUGAUAGCUUCUUUCACCUGUAUGGAUCCUGAUGUGCACUUUCAAGUUUCCAUUAUGAGCAAAAGCUAAAAAGAAAAAUGCGUUUAUACCGGUGGUUUAUACAAUAUGCAAGGUGUAAAUAUGUGAUUCUGCUACAAUCCAAUACACAGUAAUAUUGAAACUAA